This is a messenger RNA of Didymodactylos carnosus, 954 nucleotides long. NCBI's taxonomy places the organism in Eukaryota, Metazoa, Rotifera, Eurotatoria, Philodinida, Philodinidae. The record is from the annotation of a GenBank genome assembly.
AUGUCUACAUCAUCUCCGAUAUCUCAACGUACACUUAUAUUAAUUCGUACAUCACAUCAUUGUGAGUCACGUUUAAAAUAUUUACUUUCAAGUUGGAUACCAUCAACUGAAAUAGAACAACGAGAAAAAAAUUUAUAUCUUUUAACGGAUCAAUAUGUUCAUAAUUCAAUAUCAUAUCAAAAAUUUGUAAAUAUUAUUGAAACAGGUUGUCCAAAAAAACAUCGUAAAUAUGAUCUUUGUUGUAAAACAGCUAGUGAAUUUGAAUUGUAUUAUAAUUUAACAUUAAUAAUUAAAUUAUCAUUUGAUUGGAUGUGUCGAUUUGAUGAUGAUCAUUAUAUUAAUUUAGAUAAUUUAUAUUUGUAUUUAAAUAAAUUAGAUGCAUCUAAACCGUAUUAUAUUGGACGUACAACGUAUGAUAAUCAAAAAGAAUCUUAUUUCUAUAAUGUAACAUUUCGUUUUGCAACAUAUGGUGCCGGUGUUUGUUAUUCAAAACAAUUAUUAAAUCAAUUGAAAUUCUAUGUAAAUAAAACUGCAUUUUCUAAUAAUUGUAUAAAGCUUGGUGUCAAUGAUGAUGUUUAUAUGGGAUAUUUGAUUCAAUUGAAAUUAAAUGUAUCAUUAACACCAAUAAAUGAUUUAAUACAUUCACAUUAUGAACAACUUGAUGCCUCAUUUCGCCGUUUUACAUUACAACAACUAAUAAACUCAAUAACAUUGGGUUUUUCAUGGGAUAGAUACCAGCUUAAAUGGAUGCCUGUUAUACAUAAACUAAUAUAUUUAUCAAAAACUACUCAAGAACAUACUGCAAUAAUGACUGUGUGGAAUUUUAUAAGAGAUUAUGAAAAAUUACAUUCGGAAGAUUUAGUUAAUAAAUAUGAUGACUCUUGUACAUCAUAUCAAACAAAAAUCAAGACAGAAACAAAAACAAAGCAGCAACUAUUAUCAACGAGAAUAUAA